GAUGGGAAUUGUUUGGGGAUUUUAUAUUAACGGCAAAGAGGCUGCGUAAGAGUAUCUUACGAGCCGAAACGAACGCGUAUAUAAGAUCAACUGACACCGAGUAAUGGCAUCAGUCAGCUACCAGCAUUCCAAACCGGUGUACAACAUUUUCUACCAAGCAAAGUGCUUUAUCAUAAAAGUGCAAAUCUUCCACAGAAAACAGCAAAGGAUUUCAGUGAAUCUUACAUCCCAUACAUCCUAAAAAAAACCUCCAUUAGCAAUGGCUUCUUACAAGGUGCUCGGUAGUUUGAUCGUUGUUCUGCUGGUCGUGCUUGCGCUGAGCGGUUCGGCUGAAGCCGGCUACCGGAAACCACCCUUCAAUGGCAGCAUCUUUGGCAAACGUAGUGGCAACUCCGUCGACUACGAAGGAAAUGCGAAAGUGCUCUCCACCAUGUGCGAAAUAGCGGCCGAAGCUUGCCAGAGCUGGUUUACCCAGGAGCAAAAAUAAGCACCCGACAGAUGGGGAUAUCGCUUUUGCCUUCCACUCUGACAGACCGACCAAGGACGAUUUAGUGUGCUUCACAACUCAACUUCUAAAUAAACGCUACACUUUGGAUUUGGACAUGGUUCCGUACGAGAAUCAACACUACGCACCGUUUGUACCACGCAUCACACCGCAGUAAGGCUGAAAUGGGGGUUUACAGCAUGUAAGCGUUCUAUUCCGGAAUAAAAUGUUUUCUGCUACCUAUCAGUAAAAAUGUGCGA
This is a messenger RNA of Anopheles funestus (African malaria mosquito), 744 nucleotides long. It is a transcript of the gene SIFa, whose product is annotated as neuropeptide SIFamide. Lineage: Eukaryota; Metazoa; Arthropoda; Insecta; Diptera; Culicidae. The transcript is spliced from 2 exons. The coding region runs from base 260 to 487 and encodes 75 amino acids. The record is from RefSeq and is a predicted model, not a curated record.